Messenger RNA from Formica exsecta, 2362 nucleotides. RefSeq names its product synaptic vesicle glycoprotein 2B-like. NCBI's taxonomy places the organism in Eukaryota, Metazoa, Arthropoda, Insecta, Hymenoptera, Formicidae. Gene Ontology annotation, biological process: transmembrane transport. Bases 373 to 2031 code for a protein of 552 amino acids. Gene Ontology annotation, molecular function: transmembrane transporter activity. The record is from RefSeq and is a predicted model, not a curated record. The transcript has 13 exons.
AAUCGCGUUAGUCGAUCUCGUCCCGUCUCGCGAUGUUCGCGUCGUCUUCUUGAUGGUGCGUAAUUUUCAAUAUCAAGAUAAUUACGACGUGCGAUUGCUCGCGAGUGUUAUCACGAAAAUUGAAAGCAUCUAAUAAAACGUGCAUUAGCAUAUUUUACUAAUCCUACGGGGUGCGCUUUUCGCGAAGCAAGAUUUAUAAGACUCAUGCAUGUAGUGCCUCGGCUUAAAUAGAAAUAUUGUUUUCGACAUUUUCAAACGUUGUGUGGCAAUAUUGACAGUUCCUCGUGAUCGUAUAAAUAUACCGAAGUAUCAAAGUGAAUAUAAAACUAACUGCGAGAGAGUGACUGUACUGGGUGAUAAGUGACAGGAAAAAUGAUUCUUGAACGACUUAUUCAUUUGUUUACACAAUAUACAUCGGUUAAAUACAGACGUAUGCGUCGUAAAUCAGGUGAGGACGCAAAAUCCGAAGAUCCGAGUCCGGCAGAUUUCGAACGGGCAAUUAUAGCAACAGGUUAUGGAAAAUUUAAUUACUUGUUGCUUCUGGCGGUGCUCCCGGCCAGUUUCUCCAGUAUUUUCUCGUCAUCGGUAAUGUCCUACGUGCUACCGUCUGCCGAAUGCGAUCUCCAGCUAACCAUGGUUGACAAAGGACUGCUGAACUCGAUGGCGUUCGCAGGAAUGAUUAGCACGGCGUUUUUCUGGGGUUGCAUGGCCGACAUGUUCGGUCGUAAAAAAUUAAUGUUCUACGGUUAUUUGGUUACCGGUUUAAUAAGUCUGGCGACGUGUUUUGCACACACCUCCUGGCUUUUAAUAAUAUUCAAAUUUCUCGACGGCGUCAUCAUAUCUGGCCCAUAUGCAGCGCUUAUGUCGUACUUGGCGGAGAUACAUAACGAAGUCCAUCGAUCGCGCGCAUACAUGUGGCUUGGCGCGUUCUUCUCGCUUGGAAACAUUUCCCUACCAUGUAUAGCAUGGCUCAUACUACCUCAAAAGUGGGAAAUUACAUUUUUCAGCCAAAUUAUAAAAAUACAUUCGUGGAGAGUGUUCUUAGCGAUCUGUUCGUUACCAGAAUUUCUAGCAUGCGCCGCUCUUCUCGCUUUCCCAGAAAGUCCGCGCUUUCUUAUCCUGAAAGGUCGACACGAUGAAGCGUUGAAUGUCUUUAAAAAAAUCUACUCAAUCAAUACCGGAAAAGAUCCUGACACAUAUCCAAUAAAAUCUCUCGAGGAUGAAUAUUCCAUAAAAUCUUCCGGGGAAUGUAUGCAGGACAAGAUGCGUAAUUGCUUAAAGCAGAUGAAACCUCUCUUUUUGCCACCCAAUAUUUUCAAAUUAAUACUUAUAUCGACGAUACAACUGGGAGCAACGAUAGGAUCGAAUUCGCUGCGCCUUUGGAUGCCACAGCUGUUUGCGAUGAUCGAAAGUUACAAGAGCACUCUUAUGAAGGACGACGAUCACGUGUCAGGUCUGCAACCUUCAUUUUGUUAUAUGUUAGGUCAAGAAAAAUCAUAUCUUAAUUCCACUCGAUACGUCAAUGAAACAAGUAACAGCACAGUUGCAUGCGUUCCGGCGGAGUUGAAUUCUCGAGUCUUUAUUAACUCCAUUGUCAUUGCCGUUACAGGCGUAAUUGGUUAUACUCUGGCUGGUAAUUUAAUUACCAUAAUUGGAAAAAAGAAAUUGAUGGCAAUUUGUUUUCUCUCCGCUGCUGCCUGUUGUGGUUCGCUUUAUUGGGCCGAAAGUACGAACGGUAUUCUCGGAUUAUCUUCGGUAUUCGUUGCUAUGUCGAGUAUAGGUGGUGCGACUGUUACUAAUGUUAUCGUUGACAAUUUUCCUACAUGUCUAAGAACCAUGGCAGUCAGCAUAACUAUGAUGAUGGGAAGAAUAGGCGCAGUGAUAGGCAAUUUAUUGUUUCCCGUUUUAUUCAAUUUAUCAUGCCUAGGACCAUUCAUUAUGAUUGGUUCAGCUUGUUUUGUGUCUGCAUUUUUGGUCGGUGCGCUACCCCGUAAGAAAAAGGAUGAGGACAAAGCAAAGACUAUUGCUUAAAUCUUUUGCAGAUGUAUCUUGUAUCUAGGUUUCUUUCUUUAUCGUAGUAUCAAUAUGUAAAUAUAUUUUUGUUGUUAUAUGUUUUAAUAACUAUCGUUAUUUAUUAUUUUAUAUAUCCAUAUGUGAACAAUAUUUUCCAUCAUAUAGAUAAAAAUGCUUACAUACGUCUGUAAGCCUUAUUUAUUCCCACCUACUGUAAUUUAUAAUAUCUGUAUUUUAUAUAUAGUAUAUAUAAUGUAGUGAAUAAAUUAUAUACUCGCACAAUGUAUAUAUGAAAAAUGUAUUUUUAAAGAACUCAGCGUCAUUAAAUACAUCAGAAUCGAGAUUUCAA